This is a messenger RNA of Linum trigynum, 3801 nucleotides long. NCBI's taxonomy places the organism in Eukaryota, Viridiplantae, Streptophyta, Magnoliopsida, Malpighiales, Linaceae. The record is from the annotation of a GenBank genome assembly.
UUAUAGUGUGCGAGUACUACUAGUAGUAGUCCUUCACGCCAAUUGCCUGUUCACUGACCAUCCUUUCCUCCCUCCAUUCCAUUCUCUCUCUGCGCCCCACACAAUGACACUCUUCCUCCACACUUCGCUCUCCUUCUUCUUCGUCUCUUUCCCAACCAUGGUAGUAUUCCCCUGUUGACCCCUCCUCCUUCCACUCCACCUUCUUCUAGCCUCUGUUUUCCCGAUUCCGGCGCUGUGCUUUCGUGGGUCGGUGGAGAAAGAAAUGGACGGAAAUGGGUUCUUCUUCAUCGGGCGAGCGAAGCUUCUCUCCCGGCGUUUUCUGGUGCUCGGAGCUUUUCUGUUUCUGGUUCUCUGCCCUCACGCUUCCUCGCUCAACGACGAAGGGAGAGCACUGAUGGCGAUCAAGGGUUCGUUCAGCAAUGUGGUGAAUGUUCUUUCCGACUGGGGCGAUGUCCAUAACGAGGAUUUCUGCUCAUGGCGUGGAGUAUUGUGCGACAAUCUCACACUCUCUGUUGUUUCUCUGAACUUGUCGAAUUUGAACUUGGGCGGUGAGAUUUCUCCUGCCAUUGGGGACUUGAGGAACCUGCAGUCUCUGGACCUUCAAGGAAACAAGCUGUCGGGUCAAAUCCCAGAUGAAGUCGGAAACUGUGGUUCCCUUUUUCAUCUGGAUCUAUCCUUCAACUUGCUCUAUGGAGAUAUCCCAUUCUCCAUAUCUAAGCUGAAGGAGCUAGAAUAUCUGAACUUGAGGAACAAUCAGCUCGUCGGCCCUAUUCCUUCCACUCUGACGCAGAUUCCUAAUCUCAAAACCAUUGACCUUGCUCAGAAUCAGCUCACCGGCGAGAUACCCAGGUUAAUCUACUGGAAUGAAGUCCUGCAGUACCUUGGGUUGCGUAGUAAUUUUCUGACUGGAACACUGUCCCCUGAUAUGUGCCAACUCACCGGCUUGUGGUACUUUGAUGUGAGAUGCAACAAUCUAACUGGAACCAUCCCUGAAAGCAUUGGCAACUGCACAAGCUUCGAGAUACUGGACAUAUCAUACAACAUGAUCACAGGGGAGAUUCCUUACAACGUUGGCUUCCUGCAAGUAGCUACUCUGUCACUGCAGGGUAACAGGCUCACUGGGAAGAUUCCUGAGGUCAUUGGUCUAAUGCAAGCACUUGCUGUUCUGGAUUUGAGCGAGAACCAGUUAGUCGGACCGAUCCCACCGAUCCUUGGCAAUUUGACUUACACGGGCAAAUUGUAUCUCCAUGGAAACAAACUCACUGGACCAAUUCCUCCAGAACUUGGGAACAUGUCCAAACUUAGUUACUUGCAACUGAAUGACAAUGAGUUGACUGGUGGCAUUCCCCCUGAACUUGGCAAGCUGGAGCAAUUGUUUGAAUUGAAUCUUGCCAACAACAAGCUUGAAGGCUCCAUUCCUCAUAACAUAAGCUACUGUACCGCAUUGAACAAGUUCAAUGUUCAUGGCAAUCACUUGAAUGGAACAAUCCCUCCAGGUUUCAGAAACUUGGGGAGCUUGACUUACCUGAAUCUUUCGCGGAACAACUUCAAAGGAAAAGUUCCUUUCGAGCUUGGACGCAUUGUCAACCUCGAUACGCUGGAUCUGUCAAGCAAUAGCUUUUCUGGGCCUAUACCAGCUUCGGUUGGAGAUCUGGAGCACCUUCUGAUACUGAACUUGAGCAAGAACCAUCUUGGUGGACCAUUGCCAGCUGAAUUUGGUAACCUUCGCAGCAUUCAGAUCAUUGAUGCUUCUUUCAACAAUGUCACUGGAACCAUUCCUAUUGAACUUGGCCAGCUGCAAAAUGUUGCUUCCUUGAUUCUGAACAACAACAGCCUGCAUGGACAGAUUCCUGAACAACUUUGCAACUGUCUCAGCCUCACCAAUCUGAACUUCUCUUAUAACAACUUAUCAGGGAUCGUUCCACUGCUUCGAAACUUUUCUCGAUUCCCAGCUGACAGCUAUGUGGGCAAUCCAUUGCUCUGCGGGAACUGGGUUGGCUCUAUAUGUGAUCCUUACACCGUAAAAUCGAAAGCAAUAUUCACAAUGCCUGCAGUUGUCUGCAUAGUGCUGGGUGCCCUUGCUCUACUAUCUGUGGUCGCAGUUGCUAUCUACAAAUCCAAGCAACAGAACCUGUUGGAUGAUGCCACCAACAAUUCAUUGCAAGGCCCCCCAAAACUAGUAGUGCUUCACAUGGACAUGGCAUUCCACACCUUCGACGACAUACUGAGCUACACCGAGAACUUCAAUGAGAAAUUCAUCAUUGGCCGUGGAGCUUCUGGCACAGUGUUCAAAUGCGUGCUGAAAAAUUCUCGGCCCCUCGCAAUCAAGCGACUCUACAACCACAAGUACCCCUACAACCUUCGUGAGUUUCAAACCGAGCUCGAGACCAUUGGCAGCAUUCGUCACAGAAACAUUGUCUCUCUCCAUGCAUACGCAUUGUCACCUUCUGGCAACCUCCUCUUCUACGACUACAUGGAGAACGGCUCUCUCUACGACCUCCUUCAUGGCACUGCAAAGAAGGUGAAGCUCGAUUGGGAUACACGUAUCAAAAUCGCAGUUGGCACUGCUCAGGGACUUGCUUAUCUUCACCAUGACUGCAACCCCAGAAUCAUCCACAGGGACGUUAAGUCGUCAAACAUUCUUCUCGACGAGAACUUCGAAGCUCAUCUCGCUGAUUUCGGUAUUGCGAAAUGCCUCCCGACGGCGAAAUCUCAUGCAUCGACGUUGGUUCUCGGCACUAUCGGGUACAUUGACCCUGACUACGCGAGAACUUCUCGUCUGAAUGAGAAGUCCGAUGUCUACAGCUUUGGCAUCGUUCUUCUGGAGCUUCUCACUGGGAAGAAGGCUGUGGAUAACGACUCCAACUUGCAACAACUGAUCAUGUCCAAGGCUGAUGACAACACGAUAAUGGAGGCUGUGGACUCUGAAGUUUCAGUAACUUGCAUGGAUGUAAGCCAUCUCAGGAAGACACUGCAACUGGCUCUGCUUUGUACGAAGACAAACCCUUCCGAGAGGCCGACAAUGCAUGAAGUUGUGAGGGUGUUGGUCUCAUUUCUGCCACCUCCGCCGAUGAAGGGCUGCUCGCUCUCGUCGAAGGAUAUUGACUACUCGAAGUUCCUUGCGGAGAAAGGCGAGAAGCAACGUGGUGGAUCUGUUCUACAACAGCAGCCGCAGCAGUUGCAGCAAGAGAACAACUCGUCUGAUGGUCAGUGGUUUGUUAGGUUCAGAGAAGCUAUAUCUAAGAAUACGUUUUAGUUAGUUUGCUUAAAGUAGUUUAGGGUAUAACCAAGCCAGUCGAACGUUUGGUUUUUAAACUAGGGAGGAGAAAGUAAGUGAAUAGUGCCCAAAUUUUGGCUUUCGGAAAGGUAUGAUGUUGAUUCAUGGGUUCUGUACUUCGACCCUGGUUUUAGGCUGGGAACCAGCCUCGGGUAUUUUGGUUUUUGUAGUUGGGUGGACCGUGGCGUCUGAACUGGUUUGGUUUUUGGUAGGUUCAAUUAUCUUAUACAGGCAGUUGUAGAAACUUACUUUGAAGCCUGUUGAAAUUUACACUUGGUAUUAACUUGUGAACAAAAUGGCCACCAGCUUACAUUGAACCUUUACAGAUACUCGCCCAGCCACUGAGCUAAUGGCUUUAGCAGUGAAGUAAUUACAUGCUUAGCUGCUUGUUCACAUCUGUUUGUGUUGAAAAUGGAAAGUGCUGUGAAAGAAUUCACUGCCACUGAAGAAAGCUACAUCCUGAAGCGACUGAUGUAUUCAAGCCAUUUCAGGAUUCCUACACUUAAUGAACUGCAAAACAGAUA